AUGAAAGUAAAGGAUUCUAACAUUUUGUCAGCAACAUUUCCAGGGUCAACCCAAGUGGCUUACAUUUUAAGCCUUGGUGUCGUGGAAGGAUACAGACGGAGAGGCAUUGCUUCUGCUCUCCUGGACAACUUUCUAACAUCGUUGACCACAUGUCCCCGGCAGAUUGCCAAAGCUGUCUACCUCCAUGUCCUAGCCACUAAUACAGGAGCCAUCAGGUUUUAUGAGAAGCAUAAAUUCCAACGCCAUGAGUUCCUUCCAUACUAUUACUCUAUCCAUGGUCAAGCCAAGGAUGGUCUCUCCUAUGUGCUCUACAUCAAUGGUGGUCAACCACCCUGGACACUCAUAGAUUAUAUGAAGCACUUCGGUUCCUACAUCUCACGCAUCCAACCGUGCAAUCUACCCAACGCCAUGGCUCGUCACACGCGUAACUUCUUUUCAGCGCGACGCAGCUGGGUCCACUUGCCCCACCUUCCCAAUAUGCCUAGCAUGCCAAACAUGCCCAAUAUCACUAUGCCAAACAUUCUAUCGCGCAUCAGAGGUCAAGGGUCAUCGUCUGUGGGUCCGUCAGGGCCAUCAUCGUCAUCAGGGACAGGUGACUGUUCAGAUUCUUCAUCAUCCACAUCAUCGGUGGAAGCGGUGGCAGUGGUCGAAGACGGCGCUGGGGCUUCAUCCGGGGAUGCAUCGCUCCCAGUUCCGGAGGUUGUCACCAUUCCCAUGUCAACAAGCGAGGGCGCUGAAUCAUCAAGCUCCAGUCGGCGCAGCUGGUUGCCUAACAAGCUUCCGAACCGGUUGCCGAACUUGAACAAGUCGAUGCCUAGUAUGCCCAGUAUGCCUAGCAUGCCUAGUAUGCCCAGUGGUAUGAGCCUGCUAACCAGGUUUGGUGGACAGUGCUACGAUAGCGGAGAACAAAAUGAGCCCGAUGAACCGGAAGAGUACACCAAUGCUGAUCAUAAAUUAUAAUCAUCAUCAUUUUUAACCUGAAACGCCAACAAAUCGGGUAAACAAUCCUAUCGUGGUGACAUUCUUGACAACUAGGAUUAUGCGAUGUUGCAAGGAAUCGACUGGUGGUGUGGAGUUUUUCUGUGUGUAAUGGAAUCUAUCAGUGCUACUAUGUUGAACGGUUACAAGGUCUCGAUGACAGUUUGGAUUUCAAGAAAGGAAGGGCUAUGUCGUUCUUUGCUUCUAUAUGGGGUCAAAGUUCAAUGAGGGAAGAAUGAAUAUGCAUGAAUUGCAUGAUACAUGUAUAUAUAUAGUUUUAAACAGUAAAUGCAAAAAAGUGGUUAUCCCUUUAAAAGAAGGAUCAACCUAGACCUCUCUACAGAGAAGACUCGUACCCUGCUGUUGAGGUGCAUGUAGGUGGUUCAGUGUAUAUAUCAUUCGGAUUCAUGCACGUGUCAAAGCAAUCUUUUAGUUUUCUCAAAUUGAGGAACAAGUGAAUUGAAGGAAUGCUCUAUCAUCUUCCUGCAGCUCAGCCUGUUGACAUUGAACAUGUUAUGCCUUCUGUGUUAUGUGACCAAGUCUCCUAUUCUAUAUGGCAAUGAGGUGAAUUCACUUUUUUGCAUUAUUAAAGGACUUCACAUGGACACCAUUGAUGCUGUGAUCGGAUGUAAUAAUGGAGGCUACUGCCGAUUGGUAAAAAUUGUCGACAACUCUCUAUAGUAUUUUAUUUUAGUCCCUGAUAAAAGACAUUCAAUUGGUCUUAAUGCCAAGUUGUACCUUAUCUAAAUUGAUGUGAUUUUUUUUGUUAUACCAAUGGACAAUAUUGUUACAUUGUGCUGUAGAAUGUAAUAAACAGUAAACAAUAUAGUAUUAAGAUUUUUGUUCCUUCUUUAAAUUUUCUUUUCUUUUGUGAAAGGAAUGAUAAUAACUUUCCAGGAAGAAACAAGUUUUAUAAGAGUAGGUUUUGAUAGUAGUUUUUAUCUACACAGAUCUGACAAACUUCUGUAUUCAAAUUGUUUUUUUUUUUGGUCCCCAGUUGUGCAAUUUUAGUACCAAUCUAAUACUCCAGAAAAAACAACCUUACUUCAAAAUUUAAAUUCAGUAUUGUGGAAGAACUUCAAUUCUAACAAUGUCUAAAGGUCGAUAGUACACAUAGUUUUCCUCAUAGUUUCAUCUAGGUAACGUCUCUUUAUACAGAAGAGAGCUAAAUUGUUUAGUUUUCAAUGAUAUUUGGCAUUGGUUUAUGUGUGUGUGCAUCUUCUUUAUGAGGCUGUGUAUUAAGUAUUUAUUUGAUGAUUUUUGCCAUUAAUUUGACAGUUUCAGUAAAAAAGUACAUACAACAUUUGGAAGGAUAAAAUAAGAAUGUAAAAAUACACAUUUGAGCUCAUAGUUGUCAAAGGACAUUUUUAGUUUUUCCAGAGCAGUCUCCAUGGUCAGUUGAUAGAAUAUAUCCUUUCAUUUAUUUUGAAUCAUAUUUUUUUAUUUUCAGUCUAAAUGCAGUACAUAGAAUGGUAAAGAUUUGAAUGAGAAUUAUGCUCAAGAAGAUAAAUAGAAUUUGAAUUUGCAGUAUAUGAACAAAAAAUAAGAUGAAUGGAAUAGUGUUCAAUGCAUUUGGAACAGGCACUUGUACAUUGUGCAAAACACUGGCGUAAAUCCGUGUUGAUGGGUGGGGGGGAUGACUGAAAUAUUUUGGCUUUUUUAUUUUGCAAUCAUGUUUUUAGAUAUGCAAGGAAUUGUCAUUGAUAUGUCCACAGUGGCGUACCGUGGGUCACGGCAUUGGGGAGGGGGGCACCAGCAAAAUGUUUGAAUCACUGAGUGAGCGCGCUCAGUUGCCAGUUAUACUGACCUAAUAGAGACAUUUUCUGGACAAUGUCAUUAAACGGAUAUGCAUCUCACUGAUCAAAUAAUGCGAGCGCGAAGCGCAAGCUGAAUUUUUUUUAUAUUCACACCUAAAAAGAGACAUUAUAAUCAAAUUUGUGUAAUCAUGAUAGGUACCUGUCUCGCUAAACAAUACGAGCGCGAAGCGCGAGCUGAAGUUUUCGUAUAUUUUGACCCCAAAAAGCGAGAUUUUGAGGAAUAUAUUUUAGGAAUCCAUUAAGAGUAUGCAUAUCUCACCAUAGUCAUCUAAUGCGAGUGCCAAGCGCUUGCUGGUUUAUAAGAAUUACAUCUGAACACAUGAACCACUUUUUGUAGUCAUUGCAAUCAUGAUUAUCAUACGCAUCUCACUAAUCAAAUAAUGCGAGCGCAAAGCGCGAGCUGAAAAUUUAGACCUGAAGUGGGGCAUUCUAAGGUUUCUUUGUAGGAAUUAACUAGGACCAUACGUAUUUCAAUAUCCAAAUGAUGCGAGCGCGAAGCGCGAGCUGAAAAUUUUUGAUAUUCAGAUCAGAAGGGACAUUUUAAGGACUGAUUUUAGGAAUUCAUGAAGAGCAGACAUAUCUCACCAAUCCACUAAUGCGAACGUAAUCACGGACAAGAAAUGUUUCAUAUAUACGAAGACCUUAACAUGGGGCAAUCACUUUUUGAGUCAUGAAAAAGAAGCAUAUGUCACUACAUAAAACAAUGAUAACUCAAGUGCUAGGAAAUAUAUUUGGUUUAUAUUGACUUGAAAACGGGAUGUUUCAGUACAACAGGAUUAUAUAUCUCAUUAACAGACAAUGCAAGCACCAGGAACAAUGAAGACGUAGGCCCUGGGCAAAUUAUGUUUCAUGAAGUUAUGAGAAAAAUGUUUCUUAUGUAAUGUAACAUAACAUAAUUAUAAUAUAACAUUAUAAUGAAUAAUAUUUUCUUCUUUCCCACUAUACGCUUCUCUUCCUUUCUCCCUCUUUUCUCCUUUUCCCCUUUUCCCCGUUUUUUAUUUUGGUCAGCCGAUGCCCCCCCCCCCCCCCGUAGUUACGCCAUUGUAUGUCCAUAUGGCAAAUACCCCUCCAAUAUUAUUAUCUUUUUUACCCCAUGAUGGUUUAAUCAUAGAGCUAUUACCAUGGUUUAAUGGUUUUAUUAGAGAUUACAUUAAAAAAGAAUUGACAUUCCAUCUUAAUCCCUUCCCAAAGACCCCAACAUUGAUGAAUUGGAAGAAACGGGAGUUUCUCUUCAAUGUUAUAAUAAGGACAUAAGUAUUUCGUUUGGAAAUGGUGAACUGGCUCUUUAUUUGCAUUUUAUGAUUCAAUAAUAUUGUUUUAUUUGUUAAGCGGUAUUUCAGGAAGAAUUUUCACCAAUAAAACAAUUAUCUCUUGUGAUUUUUUUUCAUUUCUUUCGUAAAAAGUGGGGGGGGGGAUGUUUGUACAGGCCAUCCCCCCCUCCUCGAAAAGUGAGGGGGAUAUAUCCCCCCAUCCCCCCCGGGAUUUACGCCAGUGGUGCAAAAUACACUCACAAACCUAUACCCAUGUCUGAGCAUGUAUGAUACGAUACCUCCCUAAGGUCCCAAAUGUAAUAUUCAUAUCUGUCAACUUAAUCCUUCAAACCAGUCCUCUUUUCCACAUAAAAUGUGGUACAUGCACAUUGCAACUAGAUACAAAGAUUUUUGUUUUAAAAAAAUACGAGCAUUGCUGCACCAUCAAUCAAAUGCUUAACACAAAUUUUACACAAGCUAUAAACAACUAGUAUAGGAUAAUAUUCUGGGCCAAAAUUGAAGGCUACCAUUUCCAAAUAAUUAGAUAUUUUGGGGGGCAAAUAGAUGAUAACAUUUGUUUAGAAUCUGUAUAGAAAUGAUCCAGAGACUAUGGCAUUGCUCCUGAGAUGGUAAGAAAUUAUUAGACAAAUAUAAGAUUUUAAAUCAUGAAAAUGCCAAGCAAAUAGAAAUGUGAUAAUAUAUAAUGAUAAUGGAUAGUACAUGUACUGUACCAGUCAUAUAUAUAAAAUAGUUUUAAAAAAGGAACAUAUUAUAUAGGGGUAUAUCAUUUUAAAUUGAUGUUAGCAUUCAUGAGGGAGUGUUAAAUUGCUACAUUAGGUCAAUAAUAAUGUUCAAUAAAAAGAGCUUAAAAUAAUUGCACAGACAUGGGUAAAUGACCAUUGCUUAAUGAUAUAUAGUACAUAUAUCAUGGCUAAAUUAAAUCCAAGAAUAAACUUAAGUGUGCUUUGAAAACUACUAUACGAAUACCAGUAUUAUCCUCUUUUGCCAGCUUGACAAUUUAUGAAAAUCAUACUGUAUUGCAACACAUUGUCUUGCAUAAUCUGAUCUAAAAUAAUGCUCUGUGUUUAGGGAUUAUUCCAUUUUAAUUUUGAAGGUUGACUUAUGCAGAUUCUACUGUAAGUAUAAAGAUAGCUUGAGAAGACAAAAAUAGACAAGGAACCGAACAUUUCCUUAAAUAAUGUACAGGCCAAUUACAUUCAAGUGUAGAUUAUAGCUAUCUUUACUAGGUAAAAACUUUGUGAUAUGGCUAAGAUAAAAAGGUGAACUUGGAAUUAUGCCAACUUCUUUACUAUCAUUUAUGUUGGUUUUGCUUGUUAGUUUUGCAAGUUCAUAUCUGUUCAUUUUUUUUUCCAGUGGGGCACUUGUUCCCCCCAUGUUUUGUAAACAAAGUAGUACUUCAGGUUGAUAUAUUGAUUAAUCCUCCUCACCAUCAGUCUUAGAUAAUGCACAUAGAAUGGAAUGUACAUAAUCCAGAGUCCAUUCCCCGAUGUGAUAGUAAUAGUAAUAGUAAUAGUUUAAUUAGCAUGUUACCACAUCGUCAGUAUCAAGUGCUGUGUACAAUUUAGUUUGAUACAACCAAAUUUGAUAUACGUAACCAAAUGAUGGGUUAAAAUACAAAAUUGAAUAAUGAAGAUGACCUUGUGAAACCCAUUUUCAAUGAAUCGAUGCAGAAACUCAAUUGCCUGUUUUGUAAUUCAUUAAUCUUUAUUCGUACAUUCUAAAAUAACAAGAAAUUUUGAAGAAUUUGAAUUUUAUUUUGAAUUUUUAUUUUAAUUUGACUUAACCCAAAAAGGUUAAAAAAAUUGGAUUGCCUAUUAUUGCCUUUUAAAUUUGUGAAAAAGUUAAAUCAUAUAUAAACUAUUUUGUCUUUGCAGGAAAGGUUGGGGGAGGGGGAGAAGUGAAUCACAUAAAAAAAAUGAUAGGAAACAAGAUUAGAUUUUUAAAACAUGAAAUGUAGGUAUACUUUUAAAGUUGUAAAAUUUAUUUCAGCCUUUAAUAGAACAGCCUACAUACAUGUAUGAUGCCAGUGGACUGUUGGAUUAAAAAAAAUAUAUUUUGCUUUAAACAAGAAGUAAUAUGCUGGUCCCUAGAUUGAAUGCGAUCCAGAGACUUAUUUUCAUACCAACGCUACAGAGUGAGUGUUUCCUUUAUACCAAUGUUUUUUGCUAACAAGUUUCAAUUGAAAUAGUGAUUCUUGAUUGUAUUUUCAACUUUUAUAUAUACUAUUGAAAUACAGUAGAACUUCCAAAGAUUUAAGUAUGUUUGUCUAGAUGAGCAGGACGUGGUCAGUGAAAUAAAUACUAAUAGUUGAUUGGUGAAUUGAUAUGUAUAGAAUGAAAUUUUAAAAUCAAUAUCUUGUUAAAGUAAGCAGGUAUUUUUUUGUAAUGGAGCUUUAGUAUAGAUAUUGUCUUGUUGCUGUUUGAUAAUGGAAGGUUCUUGGAUUAUUCCUUCAGCAUCUCAGGAUAGUUAGUAAUUGUUUCUUCUUAACUUUCAUUGUGCUUGGACACAGGUGUACAUUUACAUCCUCUGCACUUUUCUCUGUAUAUCAUCUGUAUUGUCUCUCUCUAAUCUUCGUGCCUCUUUAUAUACCACCCUAUCAGUCUCCUAUUCAUUUUAUUCUUCACUUUAUCCUUUUCAUAUUUCUGUCUGUCUUUAUUUAUCUACCUAUUUCAUUUGCUCAUUUCAGCCUCUUAAAUUUCAUGCUUUGUCCUUUCUAACUUUUAAAUUUUCUUCACUUUUUCACCCUUUACUAUGUAUUAUUUUUUUGUCUUAUCUUGAGCAUCCUACAAUCAUUCAACAGUAUGCUUCACUAAGUUCUGCAUCCAUCUUUUCCUCUCUUUAACACUAUCUUCAUAUUCAAAGUUUCAUAUUCUCAAGGAGGUACUCUCUCAUGAUUUGGUUUCGAUAUUGUUUCUGCUUGGCAAGUGAUGGAGAAAAAUGAUGCUUUUUAAACAGGGUGCUGUAUUUGUCAAGCAACAAUGUGUCCUUUUGUUUUAUGUAUAAGCAAUGUAUUUUCAGUGAUAUGUAGGUAAAAUCUAUACUCAAUAUUGUUUAUUAUUGGUGUUGCUUUAGUAUGGUAUAGUCACUCUCCUAUCCAUGUUUGUACCCAUUCUAAGUAUCAUUUAAAUAGCUAUUUUCUUAAAUGAUUUUACUAUCAGUAUUAUUUCUCUCUUUUUUCAAGAAUGAGAAAGUAUAAUUAUAAUAAUGAUAAUUACGACAAUGAUCUUGUAUAGCACAUAUACCCACUAAACGCCUUACUCUGUCUUGGCUACCUAUUACAUGUUAUAAACCUCUCUUUAAGAAUGUCGAAUAAUCCGUUCCUCUGAUUGGUCAAAACUGAGGUCAUGUAUACGACCAUGCCUUCAAAGCAACAAACUAAGUUGGUAACCAAGGGCAACGGGCAUAGUUAACAAGAUUUCUGCCCGUUGCCCCCUGACCCGCCCCUUAACGACGGGCAUAGCAAAAUUUGGCUGAAAUCCCCAUUAGAUUGCAUGCAAAAUGUUGCUUUCUGCGGUGAUUGCGGAUACCAUAAAUAUCCGCGCGAUUUGAUCGAAAGUUUUAGACAAUUCUCGCAUUUACGCGCUUAUUGCGCAAGUGCGCGCAACGGAUGUGACAUAUCGAUGGAACGAUGCAAAUCUUUGACUUUUGCUUGUUAAUUGCUGUUAAAAUAUAUGGCAUUUAUUGAAAAGAAAACUAACUUAUUAAGGACAUAACGGAUGUAUCAAUCAACAUGUCUUGUCGCAGUUCGCUCAAAUGCAUGGUCGCAAAAGGUGAGUCGGGAGAAAAGAUUAGACGGUCACUGCACUUUCUAAAAAUAAACGUUACUCGUUCAACUUAACGUUAGGACAGCUACAUGUAAAGUUAGGUAUGACAAACGACAACGUUAGGACGGGUAGAUCUAAUUUUUAAUUGACGUUAGUUAGCUAGAAGUUACGUGCGUAGGUUUAGUCGACUAGAUCUAACGUUAGAUUACACUUUACAUGGAGAUUUAAGAUUUAAGACUGAACUCUAGCUUAGUAGAGUCGCCCUAUUCAGAAUCAUAAUUUGGUUCCUAAAAAUAUCUAGCCUAGGCCUAGGCCUAGUAGGGCCCAUCGGUAUGAACUGCUUUGAUAUUCGAUUUUGAGACCCAACUUUGUGGUCAGGGCUAUAAAGUUAGGGCCUAGACCUAACGUUAGCUUGGGGCCAAGGCCAGGGGCAGGCUUUUAGAUCUAGACCUAGACUAGGCCCUAACGUUAGAUCUAAUGUUUAAUAAUUCGGUUCAUAAAAUAUAUAUGGACUGCUUUUAUAUUCGAGACAUGGUUGUUUCAAUUCGGCUCGCGGGUACCGCAUCGGCCAGACCAUGCCCUCGGGCAAGCCCUCGGGCAUAGUCGCGUUGCGGUCCCCUUGAGCCUCUAGAAACAACCAUGCCUCUCAAAGCAGUCCAUAUAUCUAUAAUAUGACUCACAUCAUAUUAGGAAUUUCUCUUUGCCUGUAACCACUUUCACCUGGGUGAAGAGUGGCAAAUGUAGAUGAAUGUUUUGCCAAAUGACAUUGGUGCUGCUGUGUGAUAUGAAUCCUGGACCUUGUGUUUGGGGUAUUAUCUACUGAACCAUAACACUUCUAGCACAUCAAAUAUUGAUCGAGUCAUAUAAUGUAUACGAUAAAAUGAUGAAGAGUCUGAUAUUUCAAUAAUAGAAAAGAAAAUAACAACUGGGUGUUGUGGUGUGCGCCUGUACUCCUAGCUAUAUUGGAGAAGUUACAAAUUGAUGCAGAGGUUCGAGAUUCAAGCCUUAGUCACAUCUAUUGGAUGGUGACAUUAAAGUACGGUACCAGAUUUAAAUAAUAAUAAUAAUAAAGGUAUAUUUACACCCAGGGUAGCCACUUCAGUUCCGAAAACUGUUCUCCCAGCGGGCCCGGCUAUUACCCGGCUAAGCUAGGCUACCUAUUCGGUGCACACAGCUUUUUUGAGGAAUUACUUCCUGCCGGUAAACAUGAUUGAUACACGUCUAACAAAGCUCUAUCACACACACACAACCUUUUGCAUGUUUAACAAUAAGGAACACUGUUACUGAUUCACAUCAGUGUGAAUGGCAGUUAACCUUUAGAUGUUUUGGAAAAUUCACUAUUAAUUAUCAUGUUAUACAUGUUAUGAAAACAGCCACAAUAUUCACAUUUCAGGGAUAUCCCUGGAAAUGUAAAAAUAACACUCAUAUUUAAUUCAUUGAAAUUUGUGACUGUUAAGUAGUAAUUAUAGAUCUCUCUCAACAAUUAUGAAAAUUAAGUGAUUAAUUAUGAAUACUUAGUCUAUGUUGGAGGGUACUGUAGUUUUUAUCAAGUGUUAUGUCUAAUUUGUUUACUCUUGUAUCCAAUGUAUUUCCCUGAAUAGAAUUCUUACGGUUUUGUAUGGCUUCUUUUUGCCCGUUUUUCUGUGUUUGAAAUGUUGAUUCAAAGUUAGCAAUGUAUAUGAAUCAUGAAAUGUGGAGAUACACUGCACUUAGAAGAUAGUCUUGGCUGUAUACAGUCUGUAUGGAGGGGAUUUUUUUUUGGUUGUUGUCUAUAUAAAAAUUAGCAUUUCAUACCAAAUGCUGUUUUGUAUCAAUUGAUAUACAGUAUGUAUUCUUACCUACAGAUGGAUUUAUACAUGCAUUCAUGUACAUAAUCAACAUGGGUAGUUUCUGGUUGAAUUUACAAGGUAUAUUAAUGAAAUUAAUGUUUUAUUCAAUUCAACUAAUCUUAAUGCAUUUAAAAAAGAUGUAUAGAAUGUGUAUAAUAUAUAUGAAUAUCAGGUUUAUCUAUGCACUGCUUUAGAUUAUCAUCGUUCAUGAGAUUAUAUAUAGGCCCCCAAUCAAAAUACAGGGAUGUAAAGAUCACAGUCCUUUUAUUAUACAAAAUGCUCCAUUUUCCGUAAUUCAUUGACAACUGGUAUAUUACCUAUACAAGGCAUUUUAGGAGAUAGAUAAGUCAUAUUUUGCUCACUACUUUCAAUCCGAGACCAACGAGGUAAACAUUUGCCAUGUUGCCCUCCCCGUGCUUUGCACAUAGGAAUACUGUACAAAACAGAGGGCAAUAUUAGCCAUAUUUCUGCUAGUGCGCUUGUGCAGUAGGAGCAGAUUUUGGUUGCUAAUUUCAGUAUUUCAGAAAUCUGGCUGGAACCAGUUUAUGAACCAACGCAUUGUAGAUAAUGCGCGGCACGGCCAGUGCAUAUACAAACGUAACCCAAGCGCAAGAUUUCUAUGCGUUGAGUGUAUGUGCGCGCCAUGUAUGAUGCGCGACUGCAAGGUAACAAUUUACGUCACAAUUGCUUAAAAGCAAGGGUUACUUCGCUAGGUUCGUAAAUAAUCUGGAAUCAAAAGUAGUGAUAAGCAAAUAAAUUGUUCCAAACAAUAGGUUGCAUUACACAGCUGUAGGUAAUAAUAAUAAUAUUGACUGGCUCUUUCAGGAAACAUCAAAUAUAUAGCCCUUAAAAGGACCAUAUUGCACUCGUCUAAAGACUUGAGCCAAUAUGAUUCUGUUGCGGGCGACUUAUUUGAUGUUCCCCUAAAGGCCAGCCAAUAUUAUAUAAAUGUAAUACACUAUGAUAUAGAUGCCAAUAUAAUUGAAUGGUUCAUAGCUUUAUAUCUUGAUUUAUAUAGCGUUGAUAACCAUUAUCCUACUAACUGCUUGUUAAUUAAUUUUGAUUAUGUCACAUUUCAGUUGUAUGUAAAUUCACUAUAUACUAGCGUAUUGGUUGAAAUUUUUUGCUGUUUAUUAAAGUUUAUUUUGAAAGGUGUGAAUAAAAAUAUAGUGUAUGGUAGUGUGAUCCUAAUUAAUUCUAUAUGAAACAAAAUGAAUGUUUUAGUUUUAACAAUUUCCCUCCCCAUACAUUAAUGUAUUCAAUCCACACACACUUUAUACAACUCCAUUAGAAACUUUAUAUCUCAUGCCUUUCCACUGUUUAUAUAUCAUAUUUCUUGUAAUCAAUCAUAUACAUUGAAGUAUCUUAUAGUUUUGUUAUGUAUUGUAAAUUUACCACUACGGGCCUAUAUUAGAAUGGUGGUGUCCCCAUGUUAUACUCUCUUUACUUUGCUUAAAUAUAUUUUCCUCUGUUGGCUUUGUACUCGAUUUCAUUCUGUUUGCUUUUUUGUCUCAUGUUGUGAUAUUUAAUUGUCCCUUUGAUGUCCAUCACCGGUGUUAUAUAUUUGCUAGAUUAUGAUAAUUAUCAUUUUAUAUAACAUGCCACAUAUAGGCACAGGCUUUAAAUGAUUUAUAUUAAUUCUAUAUGUGAUCCAUUCAUAGCAAUAAAGCAAAUGAUAGAACUAUAUAAAGUCUGAAAAUGGCAGAAAGAAAUAUUCUCUGGAAUUCUAGAUUCAAUUGAGACCUCCUUUGUAAUUUUUUGAAAACUCCUGUUUAUGAUUAUAAAUGUGAAUUUUUUAAUGGAAUAUGAUGUAGAUAUUGGUCGUUUCCUGCUAAGCAAGUGUGCUAUAUAGUGUUUAUGCAUUUUGAAUCAUUUCAAUACUAAACUUAUAAUAGUGAUUGCUGUAAUGUACUGCUUGGUUUCAUAUUAUGUGAAGAUAACCUUACUGGCAGUGAACUAUUAAAAAGCAGAUGGCAGUUUAAAUAUAGCAACUUCUGCCUUGCAGUGGUUUAAAUUGUUGGAAAAAACAGUCUAUGCUUUGAUACUAGUUGUGUAGCAAAGUUUAAACUGCCCAUUGAUGAUAAAAGUGGUUUCAUAUACUCUAUCGUACUCAGUUAUGUCUGUUUAAUAUGACAUUUUCGGCACUAAAUAGCAAUGUCAUUUAUAUUUUCUAAUCAUUUGCAGAGUUUCUUUUUACCCUGGGAUGGUAGCUUGGGUGAUGGUAAUUUAGUGGGCAAAAGAAACCCAAGUUAUCGAGCAUGUACAAUGUAAAUACAUGUACAUACAGAAAUCAACUUGAGUACAUGUAGUUCUCUGCAUAUUCAAUGAAGUAAAUGUAAAUGCAAUUAAACAUUAAAUUCAGAAUCGAGUAGAUAUUGAUGUUUAGAUGAAAAAAGUGUUAGUAUGACUUUACUAGAACUGUAUUUAUCUCUGUAAUGAUACUGUUCUGUAGUACAUACUAGCAUAAAUUCGAGCUGUGAACCUAUUAUUCGGGGGGGGGGGGGGGGGUGGAUGGUAAUUUGUGUCAUUCCCAAACUUCAGUGAUAUGAUGACUUGUGUAACUGACUAUUUCAAUUUAAAAUACUGUUUAGGUUUUGAUGGUGCUUAAAUCUGAAGAGGCUUGUUUAAGAACAUUCACAGCAAAAUAAGUCCAAUACACUGGUUUAUAUAAGCCAAGAGAAACUUGACAUGUCUCAAUAGGCAAAGAUUGCACCAGAUUUGACAUGUUUGGUCCUGUAUUACAAAAAGCACAAUACAAAAAUAUGACAUCCUCAAAAAUGUUUAAAGGACAAGUCCACCCCAACAAAAAAUUGAUUUGAAUAAAAAAGAGAAAAAUCCAACACUGAAAAUUUCGUCAAAAUCGGAUGUAAAAUAAGAAAGUUAUGACAUUUUAAAGAUUCACUUAUUUUUCACAAAAUAGUUAUAUGCACAAUUUAGUCUCAUGCAAAUGAGAGUCUAUGAUGUCCCUCACUAACUAUUUUUUUUUAUUGUUUGAAUAAUACAAUAUUUCAAUUUUACAGAUAUGACAAUAAGGACAAACUUGACUGAACCAGAAAAUGUUAAACAAUGGUAAUUCCACAUGUUCAGGGAGAAAUAAAACUUUGUUUCACAGGACAAUGGGAAGAAAAUUAUAUUUUAUAUUUCAUAUAAUAAAAUACAAAAGAAAUAGUGAGUGAUGUCAUCAGUUCCCUCAUUUGCAUAACGACCGGGAUGUGCAUAUAACUGUCUUGUGAAAAUUAGCGAAACUUAAAAAUGUCAUAACUUUCAUAUUUUACAUCCAAUUUCGAUGAAAUUUUCAGCGUCAUGCUUGAUUUUUCUCUUUUUAUUCAAAACAACUUUUUGUUGGGGUGGACUUGUCCUUUAUGACAUCCCUUGUAAACAAUAAUACUGGUUAUCAAUCCUGAAAAAGAAGUGAAAAAAGAGAAAACGUUAGUAAAAUUCUGAUAUCAUAGAUUAAAUCAGUCUAGUGACAGGUCCGAACAUGUAGCAUUCAUCCAAAUGUGGGUUAUGUAAUCAAGUUCACUACUGUGAAAUAGGGUUAAUCAAAUAUGGUAUAUGUUUGUGUAUGGUUAAGACCAAUAACCCUUUGCAUUUUAGUUGAUGCUUGUCUCUGUCUCUGACAUUAAAAUUGCUAUUCAAUUAAUUUUAAAACAAAAUUGCUAUUCAAGUUCAUUUGGAAACAGUUGUAAAACAUAAUUUGUUGUAAAUUGACAUUGAUGUCUGUAUUAAUGUUUUCAAGCAUGAUUAUAUUUUGGUGUGUUUUUCUUUAGAUAAGCCUCUUGCGUUUUUAAUGCCAGGUGUUGAGUCAGUGAUAUUCAGUUUUUUUUUUAUAGUAUAAAGCUAGGAUACUUUGUGGCUAUAAAUGUAUUAAUUUAAAGUUUGAUUAUGACUAGGACAGCAUUGUAUACCAAUUUCCUGUGUUAUGAUUAUUUACCAUGCAGUUACUGAUCAAAUUAACCCUUGAUUAUUUACAUUUAUGUGUUUUUAUGUUACCAAUCAUUUAUGUGAAGCUAUUCACUCAUGUUAUUUUGUAUAUGAAUAUAUGAAGGAAAGUGUUAUGUGCAUACCCCCAUCAAUUAUAUUCUAUAGGAACAUUAAAGAAUAUUGAUGAUAAUCAAAA
Messenger RNA from Lytechinus pictus (painted urchin), 13779 nucleotides. RefSeq lists its product as uncharacterized. The transcript has 4 exons. Gene Ontology annotation, biological process: N-terminal peptidyl-methionine acetylation. The coding region runs from base 1 to 960 and encodes 319 amino acids. Gene Ontology annotation, cellular component: Golgi membrane. Lineage: Eukaryota; Metazoa; Echinodermata; Echinoidea; Temnopleuroida; Toxopneustidae. The record is from RefSeq and is a predicted model, not a curated record. Gene Ontology annotation, molecular function: protein-N-terminal amino-acid acetyltransferase activity; histone acetyltransferase activity.